Molecule: messenger RNA, 2967 nt
Organism: Hansenula anomala
Lineage: Eukaryota; Fungi; Ascomycota; Saccharomycetes; Phaffomycetales; Wickerhamomycetaceae
Gene: RTT10
Product: tRNA (34-2'-O)-methyltransferase regulator RTT10
Exons: 1
Coding region: 1-2967 (988 amino acids)
Biological process (GO): tRNA methylation
Cellular component (GO): cytoplasm
Molecular function (GO): protein binding
Source: RefSeq, a predicted model, not a curated record
AUGAGUCUCUCACUUCUGGAGCCAGUGGAACAUCAUGGUCCAUCCAUUGCAGUCAAGUUUUAUGAUGAUGAUCUGUUACUUGUGGGACAUGGCCCAAUGUUGAAAAUUUACAACUAUAAAACUUCUGAAGUAUUGAGUUCAGUUCGCAUAUUGAAGAAAAAUAAGAUCCAUGGUAUAGCAUUUGAUAGAGAUACAUUUAUAUUUUAUGGUGGGCGCUCAUUCAAUAUUCUGUCCCUCUCACAGCUUAUGGAGUCGAAAGAUGUUACAACCAAUGAACAAAUGAUAAAUGACUGGAUUAUCACUGCUGAAUUCAGUUAUAACGGGCUUGAAGCUUUCAUAUUGACCGCUCACAAUGUUAUUUUAAGUGUUGACUCAUAUUCCCAAACUUUACAAUGGGAAAAAUCGGUUUACGGAGAGAAAUCCAUUCUAUAUUCAGGUUCCAUCAGAGUGGCAUCCAAACAUGAUGUAUAUAUCAACGCAGGAACUGUUAUGGGUGGUGUUAUUAUCUGGGACCUAUACAAGGAAGAAGUGGUUCAUAAUUUGAUUGGUCACGAAGGUUCAAUUUUCAAUGUCCAAAUGAGCUCUGAUACCAAAUAUAUAGUCAGUUGUUCUGAUGAUAGAUCAAUCAAACUUUGGGAUUUCAAGUCUGGUAAAUUAUUAUCUACAGCUUGGGGUCAUACUGCCAGAAUCUGGAAUUUGAAAUUUUAUGCAAAUGAAAAAGCUGUCAUUAGUGUUUCGGAAGAUCUGACCUCAAGAACCUGGACCAUCACAGAUGAAGAACAACUUGUGCCUAAUGAAACAUACCAGCUACAUCUUGGAAGACAUAUAUGGGGAUUGGAUGUCAAUAAAGAAGGAUCCUAUGCUGCUACUGGUGGUAAUGAUGGCCGUGUUAGAUUAGUUUCAAUAGUCCCUGGCCAAACAGAAGCUGCAACAAAAGACUUUACUUUAUCUGAUAUUACAGCCUCAACUCCUGCCUACACCCCUAAGAAUAACGAGAUUGUCAAAGGAUUUUGGAGACUUGACUUUGGUUUAAUAGUGAUCACAUCAGAAGGUGGUGUAUUCUCAUAUGUCAAUGAUGUUUGGAGCCUGAUAAUGACAGAGCCAGAUCUAAGAAACUUUUCAUUAACCAAUGGUUUGACGCAUGCAAACAUCAUAAUAUUUACCAAUAGCAAAGGUGACUCACUGUUUUUGAAAUUUGACUCCAAUGGUACAAUAAUCACAAAACAGUGGAUCCACACUGAUGUCACCAAAGUGGUGAACGCGUUGAGUACAUCUUUUGAAGAUAAAUUUUAUUUGAUGAUUGAAUCACCAAACACAAAGGAAAAAUUAUUUGUCUAUGAAUUUGAUGGCCAGUUGUCUAUAACAAAAACUGUGUUCUUGGAAAAAGGCCCUACAUUUGUUAGUACUUGUUUUGAAGUUAAUGGUGACUUAAUAUUUGUUGGUUUCAGAUUAAGUUCAAUUGGUAUUUACAAAUUAUCAACAUCCCAAGAAGUUCAAUUCAUCAAGAAAUUGUCUAUAAGUGAUACAGUUACCUCUAUUAAAAGUGUUCAUUCCGAUGACAAACAAGCACUACUUGUUAUUGGUAAUCGUGAUGGGUACUAUGUUUACAUUAAGUUCAACAAAGUGACUGGUGAUUAUGAAUUUCUUCAUUCUAAUAACACAAGAAAAGGGUUUUUAGAGGGUGCCUUUGAAAUUGAUAAUGAACUAAUAAUCUAUGGGUUCAAAUCGAGCUUCUUCUAUAUUUAUAAUGAAUCAAGAGAAUAUGAAAUUGCUUACGAGAAUUGUGGUGGUGCACAUAGACAAUGGAAAUUAUUUCAUUUACAAGGGUCUUAUGAAUUCGUUUAUACAAGAAGUGGUACCUUGACCAUUAGAGAAGUUCCAAAACCAGCUGUUGAUUAUUUCUUGAGUGAAGGUACACAUGGAAGAGAAAUCAGGGAUAUUUCAAUCAGAGACAAGCCUUUAAAAGAUGGGAAAAUUCUCUAUGUUACAGGUGCCGAAGAUACAACCUUGAAGCUGUCGUCGAUAGAUAAUGACAAAGGAAGUAUUAGAAAUUACUGGACAUUAAGAAAGCAUACAUCAGGUCUACAAAAAGUCAAAUUUCUUUCAGAUGACCUAUUAGCAUCAUCAUCAGCUAGAGAAGAGUUUUUCAUUUGGAAGCUUGAUGAGAGUUUUUCUAAUCCUUUAUUAAUUCCAACUGCAUCACUUCAACCAUCUGCUGACAAUCCAGAUUUAAGAAUUAUGGACUUUGAUCAUCUAUUUGUUUAUGAUUCAGACGAUAACAUGAAAGGGUUGUUGCUGGUUAAUGUUUAUUCAGAUUCAACUAUCAAAGCUUGGUUUUUCGAACCAACCACUUCAUCUUUCACUCCGGUUUUCGAAGGGCAUUACAAAACAUGUUGUUUACUGGAUGUUAAAUUGUCUAUUGUGAAUGAUCAAGUUUUCUUAUUAACUGGUGCAACUGAUGGUCAUUUGACUUUGUGGAAUAUCACAGAGAGUAUUGGUUUUGAACUUGUUGAAGGCAAACUAAGAUUCAAAGGAGAAAUAUCAAAAAGAAGCUUGCCAUCUCCUGUAUCUACAAUAUCCGUCCAUCAAAAUAGCAUCAAAAGCUUCAGUGUUAAACAGGAUAAUGAUGAUUUGAUUGUUGCUACUGGUGGGGAUGAUAAUGGGCUGGCCAUCACCACAUUCAAAUUUAACGGUGAAAUAGUUGAAGCUGAAGUCAAUUCGUUGGUUGAAGAUGCAGCUUCAUCCACCAUUACUUCACUUGAUAUGGUUUCAAAUGAUCGCUUGAUAGUUGUUUCGGUAGAUCAGAUCGUUAGACUUUGGAGCUUCAAAGAUAAAAAACUCAAACUGCUUGAUAAAUUGUACACCACUGUUGCAGAUACAGGAUCAUUGGGCACUUAUCAACAAGGGGACAGACAUGUUUCAUUGAUAGGAGGUGUUGGCCUGUCAGUGUGGGAUAUUAAAAACUAA